AUGGAGAAGUUCCUGCGCGACUGGCGCCAUGACGCCCUGAGCAAGCACCAGUACGAGUCUGCCAUCUUUAUUGGCGACAAGCUUCUGGCCAUCAGCAGUUCGUCCACCCAUCCGCUCUCCAAGCUCCCCGCCCGCGCUGACCUGCCCCAUGCAGACAAUGACCGCGAUGCCUUCUGGCUUGCCCAAGUCCACUUCACCACCGGCAAUUACGCCCGCGCCCAGAGCAUCCUCGCCCGCUUCGUUUCCAAGUCAGACGCCCAACAGAGCAGCCCGCAAUGCCGCUACCUGCUGGCCCACUGCUCCAUAAAACAGGCCAAAUACGACGAGGCGAUGCAACUUCUCGGCGACAAGAAUCCGGUACAUCUGGUCGCCGCUCCUGACAACACUCGCAAGAAGCUGCAGCACGUCGAGGUCGCUCCCCGCAACGGGCCAACAAGGCAACACCAUAACAAGGGAUUGCGCAGCGACCGCGUUGACCGUAGUGAAGAGCGCGAGCGCGAGGACAUAUCCAACAUCAAGGCUGAGGCCUGCAUGUGCUACCUGCGUGGCCUCUGUUACGCAAAGCAAAAUGCCUUCGACCGCGCCAAGGAGUGCUACAAGGAUGCCGUGCGCAUCGACGUGCAGUGCUUCGAGGCAUUCGAUCAGCUCAUGAAGAAUUCACUCAUGUCUCCCGAAGAGGAGCUGCAGUUCCUUGAUUCUCUUAGUUUCGACACCGUCACUGCUGACGAGGGAUCGUCCGCGCAGGAGGCUGCUGACUUCACCAAGAUGCUGUAUAUGACCCGCCUGUCCAAAUACAAGAACCCCGACGAGUUUACCGCUGCUGUUGAGACCCUGUCGACGCACUACAACCUUGCCAGCAAUCCCGACAUCCUUUUGUCAAAGGCCGAACAGCUUUUUACCCAGUGUCGUUUCAGCGAGGCCUUGUCACUCACUUCGUCCAUCCUACAGACGGACAAAUACAACUUCUCGACCAUGCCCGUCCACCUCGCCUGUCUCCACGAACUUAAUAACAAGAACGAGCUCUUCCUUCUGUCUCAUGACCUCGCCGAUACACAUCCGGAGGAGCCGACGUCGUGGCUUGCCAUUGGUGUGUACUACUUGACUAUCGGAAGGAUAGCUGAGGCACGAAGGUUCUUUUCCAAGGCCUCCAUGAUGGACCCCCAUUUCGGUCCUGCCUGGAUCGGCUUUGCGCACACUUUUGCCGCUGAAGGAGAGCAUGAUCAAGCAAUAUCCGCCUACUCCACCGCUGCUCGUCUAUUCCAAGGGACUCAUCUUCCGCAGCUUUUCUUGGGAAUGCAAAACCUCCAGCUCAACAACCUCUCUCUUGCACAUGAGUACCUGAACACCGCCUAUGGACUAUGCAAAACGGACCCUCUCCUUCUGAACGAGCUCGGUGUCGUUUUCUACCACCAGGACCACCUCAACUUCGCCAUCAAGAUGUUCACCCUCGCCCUCACCCUCUCAGAACAGCUGUCCCUCGCACCCGCCUCUCCAUCCAUUCUGGCGACCCGCACGAACCUCGGACAUGCCAACCGCCGGGCGCAAAACUUCAACGAAGCUCUCGCCGCCUUCGACGAAGUGUUGCGCCAAGGCGGCAAGGACGCCGGCGUCUUCUGCUCCAAAGGGCUCGUCCUGCUCGAAAUGGGCCGCUCGUGGGAAGCGGUCCUGGCGCUGCACGAGGCGCUGGCGAUCAGCCCGCAGGACCCGGUCGCGACAGAUUUGCUCAGCCGCGCGCUGGAGGCGGUGGAAAGCGUGGACCUGAUGGGCCAGAGCGAGGAAGAGGAGGUCGAGAGGAGGUUGCGGGGCAGCAAGGUCGAGGUGCGGAGACGCAAUCAGCGGAGACGGCGCAUUCGAGAAAUCGAAGACUCGAUGCAGGAAACGGCGGCGGACAGCAUGGUUGUGGAUGAAGACGAAUGUUUAAGGUGA
Messenger RNA from Diplodia corticola, 1926 nucleotides. Its product is annotated as anaphase-promoting complex subunit cut9. Bases 1 to 1926 code for a protein of 641 amino acids. The transcript has a single exon. The record is from RefSeq and is a predicted model, not a curated record. Gene Ontology annotation, biological process: cell division. Gene Ontology annotation, molecular function: protein binding. NCBI's taxonomy places the organism in Eukaryota, Fungi, Ascomycota, Dothideomycetes, Botryosphaeriales, Botryosphaeriaceae.